AGCAAUGCUCAGGUGAGUUUUUCUGAUCGCUCGAUGUCCGGCGUCCGUCGUCCGUCGUCUGUCAACAUUUAGCUUGUGUAUGCAAUAGAGGCUGUAUUUUUCAAUUAAUCUUCAUGAAUAUUGGUCAGAAUGAUAACCUUGAUGAAAUCUAGGCCGAGUUCGAAAAUGGGUCAUCUCGGGUCAAAAACUAGGUCACUAGGUCAAAUCAAAGAAAAACCUUGUGUAUGCGAUAGAGGCUGUAUUUUUCAUUUAAUCUUCAUGAAUAUUGGUCAGAAUGAUAACUUUGAUGAAAUCUAGGCCGAGUUCGAAAAUGGGUCAUCUCGGGUCAAAAACUAGGUCACUAGGUCAAAUCAAAGAAAAACCUUGUGUAUGCGAUAGAGGCGGUAUUUUUCAAUUAAUCUUCAUGAAUAUUGGUCAGAAUGAUAACCUUGAUGAAAUCUAAGCCGAGUUCGAAAAUGGGUCAUCUCGGGUCAAAAACUAGGUCACUAGGUCAUAUCACCUAAAAACCUUGUGUAUGCCAUAGAGGCUGUAUUUUUCAAUUGAUCUUCAUGAAUUUUGGUCAGAAUGAUUACCUUGAUGAAAUUUAGACCAAGUUCGAAAAUAGGUCAUCUUGGGUCAAAAACUAGGUCACUAGGUCAAAUCAAAGAAAAACCUUGUGUAUGCGAUAGAGGCUGUAUUUUUCAAUUGAUCUUCAUGAAUUUUGCUCAGAAUGAUUGCCUUGAUGAAAUCUAGGCCGAGUUCGAAAAUGGGUCAUCUCGGGUCAAAAACUAGGUCACUAGGUCAAAUCAAAGAAAAACCUUGUGUAUGUGAUAGAGGCGGUAUUUUUCAAUUGAUCUUCAUGAAUUUUGGUCAGAAUGAUAUCCUUGAUGAAAUCUAGGCCGAGUUCGAAAAUGGGUCAUCUGGGGUCAAAAACUAGGUCACUAGGUCAUAUCACCUAAAAACCUUGUGUAUGCCAUAGAGGCUGUAUUUUUCAAUUGAUCUUCAUGAAUUUUGGUCAGAAUGAUUACCUUGAUGAAAUUUAGACCAAGUUUGAAAAUAGGUCAUCUUGGGUCAAAAACUAGGUCACUAGGUCAAAUCGAAGAAAAACAUUGUGUAUGCAAUAGAGGAUGUAUUUUUCAAUUGAUCUGUAUGAAAUUUGGUCAGAAAGAUUGUCUUGAUGAAAUCUAGGUCGAUUUUGAAUAUGGGUUAUCUGAGGUCAAAAACUAGGUCACUAGGUCAAAUUAAAGAAAAAUCUUGUGUAUGCGAUAGAGACUUUUUUUUCCAUUGAUUUUUAUGAAAUUUGGUCAGGUUGAUUGCCUUAAUGAAAUCUAGGUCGAAUUUGAAUAUGGGUCAUCUGAGGUCAAAAACUAGGUCACUUGGUCAAAUCAAAGAAAAAACUUCUGUAUGUGAUAGAGGCUGUAUUUUUCAGUUGAUCUUCAUGAAUUUUGGUCAGAAUGAUUGCCUUGAUAAAAUCUAGGUCGAGUUUGAACAUGGGUCAUCUAGGGUCAAAAACUAGGUCAUAUCUAAGGAAAUGCUUGUUUUAUCGCAAGAGACCAAUUUUUUGGUCCAAUCUUAAUGAAAAUUGGUCAGAAUAUUUGUUUCCUUGAAAUCACUAGGUCGUACAUGUUUUACACUGUUAUGGAGUGUUUCUUAGGUGAGCGACCUAGGGCCAUCUUGGCCCUCUUGUUUCAUGGUGGGGCUUAUUUAUGCUAUACAUGACGGGGAAUAUAUUUUAACAUUUUGCCACGCUUAGUUUCAACAAAAUUACUUUAUUGUCAGAAAAAAAUUAUAAACUGUGUUUUAUAGAUUGCAGGAUAAACAGAUUUGUUGAUUCGUGAAGCCAUGAAGGAAAAGACCGUAGUUGUAACAGGCUUUGGACCUUUUGGAAGCCACAAAGUGAAUGCAAGCUGGGAGUGUGUUAAGCUGUUGAAAGAACAGGGACUGGGUGAAGAAGUAGACGUGUUCAUUUAUGAGUUGCCAGUAGAGUAUAAUACAGUUAAAAGACAGGUUCCACAGAUCUGGGACAGCCAUAAACCAGAUUUGGUUGUACAUGUUGGUGUAUCGGGUAUAGCCAAAGAGAUCACUCUAGAACAGCAAGCACACAAUGAUGGUUAUGAUAGAGAAGAUAUACAGAACUGUAAGGCAGACGACCUUUGCUGUGUGCCGGGAGCCGAUGACUGUUUAAUUGCUGGACUAGAUAUGGAAAAUGUCUGUGAUAAAGUGAACAAGUCAGGGACCAAAACAAGAGCUGUUGUAUCUCAUGAUGCUGGGAGGUAUCUAUGUGACUUUUCCUACUUCACGUCACUACAUAUCAACAGAAACCGCACAGCAUUUAUCCACGUACCACCUCUAGGUCAACCAUACAGUAUAGAGGAACUGGUUGAAGCCCUCAGAGUCGCUAUCCUCGGAUGUUGGAGCAAGCUGAUAGACAUUCAUGAUGACGUCUGCUUCGAGAUGAUGUCGUCUGCUUUAUUCUUAUGUGUUGCCUUCAUUGAUGAUUCAUGAUCUGUUUUCACUGAUGUUCUCAAAUUUGUAAUUGUUUCAGUGGUUUUAAAACUGAAUUUGGAGAUCAGUCAAAACUUGAGCAGCUGAUUGGUGACUGGUCACCAAAUUCAGCUUUAUAACCUUGUUUAUUAUACGUUUUUCAGUGAAUUUUUGAAAUAUUAGAGUGAAAUAUGCUGUAUAUCUGGUAUUUUCACAGUGAAAAAUAUCAAACGUAGUUUUCACUGGUAAGAAACUAUAAAAUGGGUAAAUUUAGUUAAAACACACAUGACCACCAUAUCUUAAAAUAUUGCAUCUGUUGUUUACUUGUGAAAGAUAUUUCAAUCUUACACUGAACAAAUGUCCUAGGUAUUUUUGGCCAAUUUUUUGUGUGUUUUGAUGUUAAAAAUGGCAGUAUAACAGACACACAUGUGAUAAGGUCAGAAUCUCAAAACUGGAGGGUUGCUCUUUUCAGCUGGAGUUGGGGUCUCAAAACUUGAGGUUUUGCUUUGAACGUUUGAACGUAAUUUCUUAUUAUCAGUAUACACUGCCGAUGCAUUUUUAUACGCGAAGGGACGUAUUAUGUUAUACCCCCCACUGGCACCAGACCAGAAAGAAAAUGCCUCUGUA
This is a messenger RNA of Mercenaria mercenaria, 3090 nucleotides long. RefSeq names its product pyroglutamyl-peptidase 1-like. The record is from RefSeq and is a predicted model, not a curated record. Gene Ontology annotation, biological process: proteolysis. The coding region runs from base 1822 to 2484 and encodes 220 amino acids. Lineage: Eukaryota; Metazoa; Mollusca; Bivalvia; Venerida; Veneridae. The transcript is spliced from 5 exons. Gene Ontology annotation, molecular function: pyroglutamyl-peptidase activity. Gene Ontology annotation, cellular component: cytosol.